AGUCUGCGUUGUAUAUAUGUCGACGUCGGCGACUAGGAAAAAUAGUUAGCUAAGCUUAUCUUCACAGAUGGAGGUAGGAACAGGGUCCAACGCUAUACUGUAGGGCGAAAUAUUAAAAAAGAAAACAUUAUUCAUGGAUUUACUCACAUAAUUAUUUAUACAGUGUCCAGAUAGUCAUAUAAUAACACAUUAAAAGCGCAUUUCCGUGAGUUUCGGUGCAUUAAAUGGAGGAGAAGAAGGAAGACGGAGACUCGGAGAUACAGGAACACGGACCCGAGCACUGGUUCUCAAAAUGGGAGCGGCAGUGUUUGGCGGAAGCAGAGCAAAGGGAGCCCAGCGAGGAGGAGGCCGACAACGAUCAGGAUAAACUGUGGCACCUCUUCCAGAACUCGGCCACUGCCGUGGCACAAUUAUACAAAGACAGAGUAUGCCAUCAACAGGGUCUGUCAUUGUGGGUGCCAUUUCAGAACUCUGCAACAGCAGUGACCAACCUCUACAAAGAGAGUGCUGAGGCCCAUCAGAGAAGCUUCGAUCGGGGCAUCCAGAUAGGCCACCAACGCCGUAAUAAGGACAUGUUGGCCUGGGUGAAAAAGCGCCGGAGAACCAUCCGUAGGGAGGAUCUUAUCAGCUUUCUGUGCGGCAAAGCACCACCACACAGGAGUAGCAGGGCCAACCCCCGGCUGGCCAUGGUGGCUCCCAGCCGGGCGAAUUCACCAGCUGAGACCGGCUCAUCUGUGGAAACGGACCUCCAGCCCUUCAGGGAGGCUAUAGCACUGCAUGGUUUGAGUGGCGCCAUGGCGAGUAUCAGUGUGCGCUCUGGUGCUCCAGGGUCUCCCACACAUGUGAGCGGGAGCAGCAGUAACGGAGGCGCUGCUGGCGUCGGUGGUUCCUCCGGCUCGGGGCCGGUGUGCCGCAGCAGGCGCAACGGGCUCCAAGACGUUGACCUGAACACUUUCAUCUCGGAAGAGAUGGCACUGCAUCUGGACUCUACAGGCUCCGCCUCUGCCGGAGGGGGAGGAACCAGGAAACGAAACUCCACCCAGUGUAGUGACGUCAUCACAGACUCCCCUACACACAAACGCAACAGGAUGAUCUGAUCUGCUGCCUGCCUAUGUGUGCGUGAGGGGGUGGGGGUGGGGGGGUGAAACGCCUUCAAAGCCAAGGCUAGGAGAGCGGGGGAUGGAUGGGCUUAUGUAGGACAGACGGACAGACUCGCAGACAUUCGGAUGCCUCGCUGUGCAAAAGAACCCGGCCUGAAAAUGAGAACCGGGACCGAAGAUCUCCGUUCCGUGCAUUCAAAUGUUGACCGAAUUCUAUUCCUUGUCUCCUUUCCUCACACUAUUACUACAAAUCACUGAUCUGCAAUCAGAACACCUAAGUGUGUGUGUGUGUGUGUGUGACUCUGAGCUCUGGACGACAUCACACGCUCUUCAGACAUCGCCGCCCUGGACUGGAGACAACGAAGGAAGUCACCAACUCAUUCUGGGAUGCCCACAGUUCUCAAAGGGGGUGAAAAUGCACUGUGCUGCGCGACAAGCCACUUGAUCCUUGACACACGUGUGCCCUUCCCUCCCUUAACCUCACUCAUCCUCACCCGCCACCUUAAUAAGGAAGUGAGGGCCAUGAUCAAAUCGUCUCACUCAGUGAACCGAGUUGCACGCCAAAUGUCGGACCCAACUCUCGCCAGAGACUCGCCUGUGCGUCAAACAACCCACCUGCUCCUUUAGAAAAAGAGAGAGAGAGAAAAAAAAAUAAAAAUUAGUUUCUUCAUAUUUGCAGCUUUUGUCUGCCUGUCCGUGGCGGAGCCAAUUCGCCCGACAGGAGCACAACUGUGGCAUCGACCUGCUCCAUCUGCCGCUUGUAGACGGUCACAUUUCCCCGGCUACGAGGUUGAUGGCAUGUAACUCUAUUCUCUGCUCCGCUUCAACUGUAGCUUAAUUUAGUUCAGCCAGUCGCCCCCCCCUUUUUUUUUUUUUUUUUCAGUUCUUCAACCACCAGUGUUACAAUUCUUGGUUUGUUGCCACUGUUUGCAGCAGUGAUAGCCGAGUUGAUUUUUUUUUUUUGUUCUUGAGGAUAAUGGAAAAGGAAAAUCAUUUUCUUUGUGUAUACAGCUUUUCAGACGGACUUCUCCCCCAUUUACCUUAGUCUCAUUACGAAAGCAGCUGCUGUUUUAUGUGAUCUUGUGAUGAUUCUGAUGAGUUGCAAUAAGGACCUUUGCACUUAGCUUUCACCUCCUAACUCAUGCAAACAAAUCGGCUCUUCCAUUGAAUCCCAGUCGUAGCCUCGUCCUGCCCACACAUUACUUAAAGGUCGCUUGGUAUGACCAGAAAUGGCUCCAACAACUCUUCAGAAGUACUUGAAAUAAAAUGUAUCUAAAGAUAUUCUUUGCUGUAAACGAAGCAUAAGUCACAGAAACGCUUACUAAAGUAGCGUUUCUCAACCGACCCGCUAAGCAUGCCAGACAGUUUUUGGAUCGAGUGUCUGAUUGGGUGUUGAGACACCGUCUGCUUUUUUGUAUAAGGGGUGUGUGCAUUAAUACAACGUGGAUGGGUGUGAUUUUACUCGGUACAGGAUGAUGCAACUCGGGGCUCGUUUCAUUCUUGAAAUGGUUGUUGCCUUCAUCCGUCUGUAACGGAGGAGGAGGAGGCACCGAUAUCACACAAGUCAGAACUUUGGGUAUAUUUAGCAGUUUGUAAAGUCGGAUAGACUAAAACUGUUUUCUAGGGUCUUCACGAAAGAUCUUUGGAGUUGAAUCUCGGAGCAUUUGUGGGCGUCGUAAAACUCAAAUUGUUGGAAUAUGCUUUCAUUCAGCAUAGGAAGCUAACGAAGCUUAAAUGAUUUUAAAUAUGAAAUCUUGAGUUGUCUAGUUAUCAAAUCAAUUAUAACUAUUUUAAAGAUGCCCGGCUGUAGUAGUGAUACAGUAAGUUGAACCUCCCAACUGUACCUGACUUGUGAGACCAAUGGAUUCGAUGUGUCCUUCUUUUUUUUUUCCUCCGUUGACUUUUUUCACAUCCCUUCACCUUUUUUAUGACCUGGAAAGUGGGUUUACUUUAGUUGUAUAAAGCAUGCCAGUUUUUAACUUCUGUUACAUUUUGGUCACGGAUUUCAUUUUUGCGUUGGAGGUUGUUUUUAUAUUCUCUCACACGCGAUUGCUGGCUUGUCGGUGAAAGAAGAACCCCGAUUUUGUUGCUCCCGUCAAAACGAAGAGUUCUGCAUUUGGGAGUUUGUGCUUGCAUACAAGUGAAACCACUGAGUUCGACUGAUGGAAAUGUCAACCUUUUUAUAUUGGAAAAGUGAGCUUCUGAUUACUGCGAAGGAGUUCACGGUGAGGAGUCAUGGCGUUCUUGGUUUAAAGCCAUCUUGUAAGUUCUGGGUUGGCCGAGUGAAUAAUGUAACAUAGGAAGGAUCCGUGUUUUCUUGAAUAGGAGUGGCGCCCUAAAAAGAAGUCCUGUUUGGAGUCCCAUCGGACCGUUUUAGACUCUGGGACUCUGUAGAGGACUCGUGGAAGAAUAUAACGAUGGAGUUCAUCCUGAGGACCCGACAGCGCUUCAUUUCGUCCCGGCACUUUACUCUCUGUGUCUUAACACGUCCGCAUCGUAGCUCGACUGAAACCAAAUGACGUGCGUUGUUACAGAUUAGCAGGUUUAACCUCCCCGGUGUUUCUGUUGCAUGACGACUUGUCAAAGGGAAGAUGUGACGAGUCUGCCGGCAGGAAAAAUGCACUCAAAUUCAGACAAAGGAUCGAUCUUUUUAAUUUUUUUUCCCCCAAGGAGUUGUCUGUGCAGGAUUGUUCCGUCGUUCUAAUCCCACCGUUCAACCUCCAUCGAUGAGCCUGGUUCAUAAUGGAGGGGGCGCUUAGUGUUUUUCUUUUCUUCCCCAGAGCCAGUCGCCGGCCUUCAUCCGCAUCGUUUCAAAAGGCCGACUCAUGCCACGUGUCUCUGGAGCCAACACUAUUAUCAACAGUUUCUUGAUACUUAUUUGUUUAAAAAAAUAAUAAUAAAUGGCUAAUCUAUAUACUUAACAUUUAAUUGUUGGUAUGAUAUAUGUGGUUCACAUUGUAAAAGAAAUAAAACCAUUGAGUUGAAAUUGGA
This is a messenger RNA of Cyclopterus lumpus (lumpfish), 4091 nucleotides long. RefSeq names its product chromosome 8 C16orf72 homolog (gene hapstr1a). Bases 225 to 1097 code for a protein of 290 amino acids. NCBI's taxonomy places the organism in Eukaryota, Metazoa, Chordata, Actinopteri, Perciformes, Cyclopteridae. The record is from RefSeq and is a predicted model, not a curated record. The transcript has 5 exons.